AUGGGUUUAGCUAUCCGGGUGGAAAUACCCAUUAGUGAGGACUAUAGAGCCCUCACUAGACUUCUAACCCACCACAAGGUGGGUUACCUUACCUUCGCUCUCCCAGAGGAGCGUAAAAUUCGUCCGGUUCUGAGAAAUGUUCCGUACGAACUCGCCACCGAUCUAAUCCAUAAGGAUCUAAAUGAACAAGGCUUCUCUGUGGAGACUGUUCAUAAAAUGCAUAGUAGAGCCGGCAGGCCUUUCCCUCUGGCUCUACUCAUCAUUCCAAAUGUCCCUAAUGCUCGCGACAUUUUCAAGGCUAAAGACCUUAGGGUCUGCGGCCUUACCGGGGUUAAAGUAGAACCGCUUCACUGA
Molecule: messenger RNA, 354 nt
Organism: Diatraea saccharalis (sugarcane borer)
Lineage: Eukaryota; Metazoa; Arthropoda; Insecta; Lepidoptera; Crambidae
Source: the annotation of a GenBank genome assembly